Messenger RNA from Mytilus trossulus (common blue mussel), 3145 nucleotides. RefSeq names its product tetraspanin-1-like. Bases 1560 to 2354 code for a protein of 264 amino acids. NCBI's taxonomy places the organism in Eukaryota, Metazoa, Mollusca, Bivalvia, Mytilida, Mytilidae. The record is from RefSeq and is a predicted model, not a curated record. The transcript is spliced from 8 exons. Gene Ontology annotation, cellular component: plasma membrane.
UUGAAAAGGUCACAAAAGAAACAAGGCAAAUGACAAUAAAACAGGUAACUCAGAUAAAAAAAAAUAGUACUUUACAAUAAAUGAGUUACAGUUAACAAGUCAAUAACUUUGUUAAAGCGGUUUACUACUGUUACCUUUAUUUGGUAAAACAAUUAUCAAAAUGGAAAACAAAUCAUUUUUUAUUUGUUACUUGGUAUCAAAUCCAUACCUUCAAGCAUAAUAAAAAAUAUAUUUCCUGUCACGUGAGGGAUUCAAAUUCACAGCCUCUGUGUUUAAAGGCUAGUGAUAUAGCAGUUAGCUAUAACUGACAAAUUAAUACACCGGGGUUUUCGAUAUCUCGAAGUGUUAUAAGUGGAUCCACUAAUUGCUAAUAGGCGGCCACUCCAGUCAUGCUUCAGGGAUUCCCUAUAAAAUCAACCAAAUGUUUUGCCAGGACCCCUGCCCCACCCUAAAUCCGCCUCUACCAAAAAUCAUUAUCACAAUGUAUUUCCUUUUAAGUAUAAAUUAUGUACAGGACGUACGAUUUAUAGAUUAAGUUUCAAAUAUAAUAAUAUAAUUAUAUGUCUCAAUAUGUGGUUUAAUUCAAUUUUGAAAAUUGAUAUCAUUGCAGCUUUUUUCAACAGUCAAGAAAACCACAAAAUUCGCCAUGUGAAAUUUAAAAAAACCCAAAAUAAAACAACUUUGAACGGCUAAAUUAUUUUAUAUUUCUUCAUAUGUAACGUUUAUAUUGUAUGAGGUCAAACACGCAAAGCAAUGCAUGUGGUUUGUAAAUUUGAUUAAUGCUUUUUGUGUUUUUUGUUAAAUAUUUGUUUGUUUUGAGAUUGUGACACAUUGAUUACUGCUGUACCUAUAUUUUACCUAUAUAUGUCUGCUUUGUUUGUUUUGUUGUUUUGUUGUCCAUCCGUUUGCUGUGUUUUAUCAUUUGAUUUUGCCAUUUGAUGACGGACUUUCCAUUUUUAAUUUUCUCCGAGUUUAGUAUUUUUGUGAUUUUAUUUUUUAACUCACCAAAAGACAGUAAUUGUACUUAAUCAAUAUUAUAAAUCGGACCGCAUACCCGGAAUACAAUAUAAAUAAGUAAUUUGAAUACACACUUUUGUCACAGUCUUAUACACAAUGUGUCAUCUUUGUCACAAUAUUAACAGUUCACACAUGUGACAACACUAACGUAAUUAAAUUGUAUAAUGACAAUAAUAGUCCACACUCCCCCUCAACAAAAUGACGUAUGAUAUCUAUAUCAAAGAUGUAUAUACCAUCCAUAUAAAUAAUGGAAAACAACAUACAAUAAACAAGCCUUAAAAGCAUGUACAUAUCACAAAGUGAAGUUGAAUAGCAACACAUUAUAUUGUAUGUAUGUUGAUUUAGACAAGUAAUAUAAUGAUGAAAUAGGUUUUUUACACUUGUAAAGGAUUACUAUUCAGGUAACAUCUGCGAGGCAUUGAUUUUUAGUCAUCUCUUUUACUGGCUUAAUAAUUUUCUUCGUUUUCUUGUAAAUAAAGGAUAAUUUAACAUUUCAUUUAAUUUAGGUUUAGUUUCUGUGUGCUGUCUAUUCUAGUUCCAUAAUGACUUUAGAGGAAGGUGGUCGGAGAACAUGCAUCAAAGUUACAAUUAUAUUGGUCAACAUACCAGUAGCGCUGUUUGGUCUUGUUGCAGCCGGACUUGGGAUAUGGAUAGCUAUGGAUGACCCUAGCUUCAUGCAUUUUACACAUCUGGAUGAAAUAGAACUGUUUGAUACCUCCUAUGUAAAGACUGGGUCAUACAUCAUCGUUGCUGGUGGUUUUGGUGUAGCAUUAUUCGGUAUACUGGGCAUCGUAGCUGCAGCAACAGAGAGUAUGAUACUAUUAGCUGCUUAUACAAUGUUAAUUGCGUUAGCGAUGGCUGUUGAAGUAGCGGCAACAGUAUUGGGAGUUGUUUUCAAACAUACGGUGGAAAAUACUAUGGAGAAGGCAAUAGGGAGAAGUAUAACAGAAGAAUUUGAAGGGAUAGCAGAUAGCGAGAAUGCAUUUACCAUACAUUUUAAUGCAGUACAGCAAAAAUUGGAGUGCUGUGGUUUUAAUAAUUCGGCCGAUUUCUCUAAGGCUACUAAAUGGAAUACUACUGUCAACAACGUUACUCAACAGAUCCCUCCGGCAUGCUGUAAAAAUAUGACAUUAUCGGACCAAUGUGUGGCAAAUCCAACACCCGUCAACUCGUACACAAUGGGAUGUAAAGAGGCGUUAGCAGAUUUGUUUGAAAGAUAUUUCUCUGUUAUAAUUGGAGUAGCUGCUACACUUGUUUUCUGUCAGUUAGUUAUGAUGAUCUUGUCUUUCCUGAUGAUGUGUACAAAAGUGGAGAAUUCUUACAACUUCAAAGAAUAACACCAACACAGAAUUAUGCUGAACCUUGAUAUUAUAAAUUGCAAUAUACUCAUAUUCAUGCCUGUACAUACAUUUUUAUUUAACUAUUUUGAUAUUUUCCGAUCGUUUAAAAAUAUUGUCAACAUACUGCAUGGAAAUGGAUUUUUGUUGAGACUUUCGUGAUUUACCUUGUGUCACUGUAACAAAGGAAAACCUGAUUUUUCGUAGGGUAUUUUUCACACUAUUUAUGCUAGCCAUGCAAUAUACAUGUAUUACGAUGGUGGGAUUUUACAUCUUGCUUCAUAGUUGUUGGAGAAUGAUCCAUAUACGUAUGUUCAAUGUGAAUAUAUCAAUAGACCUUGUGUGGUCUCAUCGUUACCCAUGUGAUUAUUCAAAUGAGAUCUACAUAUGUUGAACUGUCACUACUGAUCAAUAAUCAACGCCUCAGCUCAAAGAUGGACUUGGAAUAUGAAGAUUGGUUGUUCCAAAUCAACCAAUCAGAUUCUACAUGGGUAAUCACAUGAUUAAUAGAGUACAGAAGGUUUAGAAAGUGAUUUCAUUGUUUGCAGUUAGAGGAUUUACUUAAAAUGUACAUUGCCAACAAAUAUUUUUCUAAAUUGAAACGUGAACCUUAAUUGUAGUCAUGUAUAUUGAUAGGUCAAAGGUCAUGACAUGAGACUCUUUACAUCAACUUAGAUAGGAAUAUGCUCACUAAAAUAAUGUACAGACUAAAAUACAAAUUAAUGAUUAGUUCUCAACCAAUAGACAGCGAAGCUUAACAAUGGCAUUUAUUUUUUUCCAAAACGUUUAGU